Molecule: messenger RNA, 3420 nt
Organism: Solea solea (common sole)
Lineage: Eukaryota; Metazoa; Chordata; Actinopteri; Pleuronectiformes; Soleidae
Gene: pacsin3
Product: protein kinase C and casein kinase substrate in neurons 3
Exons: 11
Coding region: 595-1941 (448 amino acids)
Biological process (GO): cytoskeleton organization; plasma membrane tubulation; regulation of endocytosis
Cellular component (GO): cytoplasm; plasma membrane; endosome
Molecular function (GO): protein binding; phospholipid binding
Source: RefSeq, a predicted model, not a curated record
UCGAGCAGCAUCUGAUUACAGCAGCAGAGACAGGGACAGACGGCGGUAACUACCGGAGGGGGAGGACACUUUUUUAUCCACCAGCUGAGGACAACUUCUCCGUCUCCUCUGAGCAGAACGCGGCACUUUAAUUCAACACCCAUGUUUGUUUUUCCCGUUUAACACGGUGAAAAGUUUUCUUCCUCUCCAAAAGGAGGAGCAGGGAAAACAGCAGCAGAAGCGGACUGAUCCUGAUCCUGCUGGUGAAAACAGGGACCGACGGUGACUGCGGAGUAAACCGGCGACAUGUCGCAGUUUGUGGAGGCUUAACGAGGACUAUUAUCAUUACCGCUGCCUUUUUCUUCCCUUUGACGGUUCCAGAUACGACAACCGGUGAGUGAGGAGGAGGAGAGAGGCCGCAGCUCCUGCACGGUGUUCUGGUUUGUUCCUCCAGGUCGGAACAAAAACAGGAAUCUUCCUCUCACCGCCUGUCCCUUCUCAGGCCCACAGAGAUAAAAGCCAUCUUCUGCUUGGACAUCUGUCCGUCUCUGUUUUUGUCUUUGUUAAGUCUUUUCUGUAGCCGCCAUCAUUCCGUGCUGUAAAGCCGACCCCAACAUGUCGUCCAAUGGAGACCUCAGUGAACUGGGGAGCUCAGACAGCUUCUGGGAGCCAGGGAAUUACAAACGAACGGUGAAGCGGGUCGAUGACGGCCAUCGUCUGUGCAAUGAGGUAGUCACCUGCUUCCAGGAGAGGGCAAAGAUAGAAAAGAGCUACGCUCUGCAGCUGAGCGACUGGGCCAAGAGGUGGAGGGGCAUCGUGGAGAAAGGUCCUCAGUAUGGUACGCUGGAGAAGGCGUGGCAUGCUUUCAUGAUGGCGGCCGAUCGGCUCAGUGAGCUGCACUUGGAGCUGCGGCAGCGGCUGGCCGGCGAGGACAGCGAGAAGGUGCGCAACUGGCAGAAGGAUGCCUUCCACAAGCAGAUGAUGGGAGGAUUCAGAGAGACCAAAGAUGCAGACGACGGCUUCCGGAAAGCACAGAAACCCUGGGUCCGCAAACUGAAAGAGGUGGAUUUAAGUAAGAAGAGCUACCAUCAGGUCAAGAAGGAGGAGUGGACAGCGACAACUAGGGAAACUCACGCCAAGGCCGACCCGACAAAGUCUCAGGAGGAAGUUCGCAAAUUCACUGUCCGGGUGGAGCGCUGCAACCAGGAGGCCGAGAAAGCUAAGGAGCGCUAUCAAAAGGCUCUGGAGGAGCUGAACCGCUGUAACCCUCGCUACAUGGAGGACAUGGAGCAGGUGUUUGACCUCACCCAGGAGGCUGAGCGCAAGAGGCUGUGUUUCUUUAAAGGAGUCCUGCUGGACAUUCACACACACCUCGACUUGUCUGCCAAAGAAGGGUUCAGAGACCUGUACCGAGACCUGGGUCAGACCAUCAGAGCAGCCAACGAUGCUGAUGAUCUCCGAUGGUGGAGGAACACGCACGGACCGGGCAUGAGCAUGAACUGGCCACAGUUUGAGGAGUGGUCUCCAGAGACGAGUCGCUCCAUCAGCAGGAAGGUGCGAGCUGGACACUCCGAGGAGAACGUGGUCACCCUCACCAACAUCGUCUCCUCGGCUGGAGAUAAUGUCCCACCGAGUCCCAUCACCACGGACACUGACAGGACAAAAGAUUAUUCAUCAGAAUGGUCAGACGAGGAAAGUCCCAAGAAGGUGCUGCCUAAUGGCGUUGGAGAUGGGGAGGAAGAUGAGGAGGAGGAGGAGGAGGAGGAGCAGGUAGAGGAGGGGGUUCGUGUCCGAGCGAUUUAUGAAUACAUUGGCCAGGAGGCUGAUGAGAUCAGCUUUAAAGCAGGCGAGGAGUUGCUGAAGCUGGGUGAAGAAGACGAGCAGGGCUGGUGUAAAGGACGGCUGAGCAGCGGUCAGGUCGGCCUCUACCCCGCUAACUACGUUCAGCACAUUUCAUCCUGAUGGUCCACUCUCUUUCGUCCGUCAGCCAAUGGUACAACUACACUCAAGAUGCCAGGACCAAUAAAAAGCUAUUAUUAUUAGUACUGUCAUGGAGACGACUGUAAACAAAAAAAAAAUCAUCACUGAGGUUUCUGAGGUGAGUGGAGUCAAGUGUUUUGAAAGUCUUCUCGUGGAAGAGUUAUUGUCUGAAUCAAGAAACUGUCGGGAAACACUACAAAGCUUGGACUCCGACUCCGUUUCCAUCACCUAUCAGUUUCUGAUAGAUCCUGGAUUUCUGUCGUCAUUUACUCAUAAUUUCAGACGGGAUGAUCGAGGAGCACCCAAAACAGGAAACACCUGCUAGUCAGUCUUAACAAACACCAACAUUUUGCUUCUUGUCAUCGUCUACUAGUUGGACAUGAAGCCAAAUGUGCUCAUUUACUUUAGUUCUGAGAUGAGAGAAUCUACAGUUUGCAGCUCUGUUAUCUUAUUGAGUCCAAAACAGACAGUUCGUCUGUUUCCAAAUGUAACACAACUAUUCAACGUGCAUCUCUUCAUCUCUAAUCCAGGCUUAUUUUUCCAGUCUAAAUAGCUGCCGACUAUAAUUUUAGAUUAGAGCUGACUAAUUCUCUGUGGGGAAGAGAAUGAGCUAAUUUCCCCAAAAUCAACUCCUCAUUAAUCAACUUAAAAAGAAAUGAAAUAAACUGCUUCAGUAGACAUCAAAGUUUCUGCUGUGGUUUGGUGGUCGCUGCUUGAAUCGGAGAGAUUUGAAAAACAACCUUUUCUGCCUUGAGGUCAGAAAAGUGUGGCACUGCUCUGAUGACCUGCUGAUGACCUGCAGUAGAAACCAGUAGACGUGAUAUAAGGUUUGUUUGUUUUUUUAUCUUUUCAAACACAACUCAAUCAUGUUGAUCAGUGACUCAGAAGAUGGUUUGUGCUACACUGAAUUUACUUUCUUUACUCGUCGAUUAUUUCGUGAUAACGUGAUUGCUGCAUGUUAAUAUCCAGUCAGCUGUUUUUCAGUGUGGACGACAAAAGGGGGCGGUGACAUUUUUUUAAAGAAUAGCAUAUUUCAGUCAAUUUUUAGUUGUUUUUUUUUGUUUCCUCUUAAAUUUAGCGCCAUGCUUUAUUUUAAUUCAAAGUAAACUGUCGGAUUUGGCUCAGCUAACCUGUGAUAAGUGGUUUUGUUGCAAGUGAUAUAUAUUUUUGUUCUGUGCUGGAACUAUAAAGCACACACACACACACACCACAGUGAAAAUGCCUGUUUUACAUGUUUAUGUUUGGAUUUGUGUGCGAGGAAGUGUCCGCUGAUCUGAGUGUUGCUUCAGAAUAACACAGGCAUGUGUCAAAAAUAAUAAUAAUAAGCGAUAGAGAAAUUAAUGCUGCUGCGCUUUUCCUUUUAAAGCUUGCUUCUUUUUUUUUUGUUUUUCCAAAAUCAUGUACAGUAAACUCGACUGUAUAAAGUGAGAAGCAACAAUAAAGAGCUCUCUGCACUCUGAA